Olea europaea var. sylvestris is the source of this 2130-nucleotide messenger RNA. Its product is annotated as rust resistance kinase Lr10-like. The transcript is spliced from 5 exons. Bases 139 to 2004 code for a protein of 621 amino acids. Gene Ontology annotation, molecular function: ATP binding; protein kinase activity; polysaccharide binding. Lineage: Eukaryota; Viridiplantae; Streptophyta; Magnoliopsida; Lamiales; Oleaceae. Gene Ontology annotation, biological process: protein phosphorylation. The record is from RefSeq and is a predicted model, not a curated record.
GAGCUAGUGUACAAUUGACUUGAUUUGAUUUGUAUUUCUAUUGGUUUCCGCCCAUUGGAGAAAUCAAAUGUUUCCAUUUACCUGAUGUACCAUUUCAUCCCCCUUUCUUUCUUUCCCCUCUCUUGAGAAUCUCUAUCAAUGAGAGACAUCAUGCUACUCUUUGCAAUUUCAAUCGUCUUUUUAAUUCUUGUAUUCUCUGCCAGUUAUUGCGAAGCCGACUGUCCCCCUACUUCUUGCGGCAGUAUCACAAACAUUAGCUACCCGUUUCGACUUAGAGGCGACCCCAAAAAUUGUGGCCAUUCGAGCUACGAACUUGCUUGCGAGAACAAUCGCACUAUCCUCUAUCUAAGUACAGGCAGAUUCUUCGUGCAGACAAUUUCUUACAAUAACUUUUCAAUUCGACUACUUGAUCCUGGUCUGGAAAAAACAAGUUGUGCUUCAUUUCCAAUUAACAAUCUUCCAUCAGAUUCCUCAUUAGCAUCGGACGAUUCUGAGCCAUAUUAUAUUCUGGAAUAUAAUCCUAUAAUAUAUAUCCACUGUGAAGCUCCUGGAAAGUCUCCUUACUAUGUUGAUACAUGCAUUUGCAGUAAAAAUAUUUCGCUGCAGAAAUAUUCCUAUCUUUUAGUCGGAGUUGGCGUCAGUGUUGCAGGUUUAGAGGAUUCCUGCAGGAUUGACGCGAUGGCGUGGACUUCAAAAGGAUUUCCCAUAGGUUAUAAUGCCACCUGUUCAGACAUUCAAGAUGGGCUGGCUUACGGAUUUGAGCUUAUGUGGAACAGAUUCUAUUGCAGCGAAUGUUUUGCAAAAAAAGGACAUUGUUUUGUUAAAGAUGACAAUACCAUCGGAUGCUCACAUUCCGGUUCAUUCCAUUUCUGGUUGCGGAUCUACUUAGAACUACGAUACAUCUGGAUUGUGUAUCAUAUGAAGCUGUUCCAUAUCCUAGGAUGGAUUCUUGCAGCAAGAUUUUCUUGUGGCAUUCUCUUCCUGUUCACAUUGUUGGCAUAUAAAUUUCGAAGGCGGCACCUCUCAAUGUAUGACAACAUUGAAGAAUUCCUACAAAUCCAGAACAACUUCAUGCCAAUAAGAUAUUCAUACAAACAUUUGAAGAGUAUGACUAAGAAUUUUAAGGACAAGUUGGGAGAAGGAGGCUACGGCACUGUAUUUAAAGGUCAGCUUAGAAGUGGCCCUUUAGUUGCAAUAAAAUUGAUGGGAAAAAGCAAAGCUAGUGGACAGGAAUUUAUCAAUGAAGUGGCUACCAUUGGAAGAAUUCACCAUGUCAACGUGGUUCGACUCAUUGGCUUCUGUGUUGAAGGUUCAAAACGUGCUUUGAUAUAUGAGUUUAUGCCAAAUGGUUCUCUUGAAAAGUACAUUUUCCCUCAAGAAGUUACAGUUUUCUUGAGCUACGGUAAAAUCUUCGAGAUUGCUCUUGGGGUGGCCAAAGGGGUUGAUUAUUUGCAUCGAGGUUGUGACAUGCAAAUUCUACAUUUUGACAUAAAACCACACAACAUUCUCCUCGACCAUAAUUUCAUUCCUAAAAUUUCCGACUUCGGGCUAGCAAAAUUGUAUCCAGCGGAAGAAAAUAUGGUAUCACUAACUGCAGCAAGAGGUACAAUGGGAUACAUGGCUCCAGAAAUGUUCUAUAGAAACAUCGGAAGAGUUUCUUACAAAUCAGAUGUUUAUAGUUUCGGAAUGCUGUUGAUGGAAAUGGCAAGUAAAAGAAGAAAUUUGAAUCCGUCUGUAGAAAAUAUAAGCCAAAUUUAUUUCCCUUGUUGGGUUCAUGACACGCUCAACAAAGGAGUGGAAAUUGAUUUGGGGGAUGCUUCUUUGGAUGAAAGAAUAAUGGUGAAGAAAAUGACACUUGUAGCCUUGUGGUGCAUACAGAUGAAACCUGACGAUCGUCCUUCCAUGACUAAAGUUUUAGAGAUGCUUGAAGGAGAUGUCGAGUUGUUGCAAUUACCUCCAAAGCCAUUCCUCUCUCCAGAAGAAAUGCCGGAAACAGUGAUAUAGACAUGAAUUAUAGGGAGUUUCUGUUGUUGUCUGGUAGUUUUGAUUAACAAAACAAGUCUAAAGCGCAUUGAAAUUUGGGGUAAUAUGAUAUCAACUAUGACUUGUAUCAAAGUGCAAUUGCAUCGA